AUGGAAGAACACAAUGAAGAUCAGCUAGAUUAUGAGUCAGAGAAAGUGGAAAUCUUAAGACUGGCCCAGUCAAAGAGGAACAUUGACAGUUUGAACAUGGACCUUGAAAGGGAUAUGCAGAGAAUAGAUGAAGCAAAUCAGGAACUUCUUCUCAAAAUCCAUGAGAAAGAAGAUAAGAUUCAGAGGCUGGAAAGUGAGAUCACUCAGACCAGAGAUUUGGCGGAAGAUGAGGAGUGGGAGAAGGAGAUCUGCACCACAAUGGAAAGGGAAAGAGCCUUGCAGGAGCUGGAAGAAGAAACAGUCAGACUUGAAAGGAAGAACGAGACUCUGAUCCACAGUAUAACAGAACUUCAAAGAAAGCUUACAAAGAAAUCACAUAAGGCAACCAAGUGUGAACAAGACAAUCUAAACGGAACCCCAGAAGAGUUAAAGGUUAAGUUACAACAGCUGGAAGCUUCCUGUGCAGACCAAGAGAAGGAGCUGGCCAAGGUAAUGGAAGACUAUGCAUUGGUGGCCCAGCUCUGUGAAGAUCAGGCCCUUUGCAUAAAGAAGUACCAGGAGACUUUGAGGAAAAUAGAAGAAGAACUAGAGACUCGGUUCCUUGAGAGAGAAGUAUCAAAAGUCUUGAGCAUGAACUCUGCAAGAAAAGAGUGUAACAGCCAAAAUAAUAAGAUCCUGGCUCUUGUCACCAAGAUCAACUCUAGACGAAAAUUUAAGAAAAGUUGUGGGGAAGGGGCUAUUUUUGACUGGAUUUUUCGAUGUCUCCUUUUCACCACCCUAUUUUUCAUCAGACUGCUGUGCUACGUUUUUUUCCAUAUAAGUUUUAUAAAUCCAGAUCUCCUUGUCAACAUACUGCCCAAGAUACUGAACAGGGGCGUCUUGUGGAAGCUAAGAUGCUUUCUCUUUCCAUCUCUUACUCUUGAGACAGAGGACAUCUUACCCCACUGA
Molecule: messenger RNA, 948 nt
Organism: Diceros bicornis minor
Lineage: Eukaryota; Metazoa; Chordata; Mammalia; Perissodactyla; Rhinocerotidae
Gene: TMCO5A
Product: transmembrane and coiled-coil domains 5A
Exons: 11
Coding region: 1-948 (315 amino acids)
Source: RefSeq, a predicted model, not a curated record